GUCACGUGUCUGGGGAGCGACAUUAAUCGCCUCGCCAAUUUGGCCACACCGAUUACAGCCUGUGGUAGAAGAUGGCUCUACCUCGAUCCCCUGUGACAUGCCACGUCUUGGAUUCCAGCUUUGGCAAACCCGCUGAAGAUAUUGGCGUCUUCUUAGAAAAGUUUAACUUUGACACUUCUGCAUUCGAUAUGUUGGGGAAAGGAACCACAAAUGAGCAAGGACGAUGUGAAACGUUGCUCGAUCCUAACCAUCAGCUCAAGCCUGGUCUCUAUAAGCUCACGUUCCAAACUGGCGACUACUUUGUGGCUACCAAAAGAGAUUCAUUUUACCCCGUAAUAGAUAUUACUUUCCAUAUCGCCAAGGACGAACAUUAUCAUAUCCCUCUACUGCUUAGCCCUUGGUCUUACACUACAUACAGGGGUUCCUGAUAUGUGGUCCAGAAACGGUCUAAUCCACGGUUUGCAUAUCAAUGAAUGGGACAAAACCGAUCACAAAGGGAAGUGAAGGUAUCGUUGACGGCAAAUCAAG
Molecule: messenger RNA, 528 nt
Organism: Cantharellus anzutake
Lineage: Eukaryota; Fungi; Basidiomycota; Agaricomycetes; Cantharellales; Hydnaceae
Product: 5-hydroxyisourate hydrolase
Exons: 4
Coding region: 72-428 (118 amino acids)
Biological process (GO): purine nucleobase metabolic process
Molecular function (GO): hydroxyisourate hydrolase activity
Source: RefSeq, a predicted model, not a curated record